This is a messenger RNA of Cyclopterus lumpus (lumpfish), 856 nucleotides long. RefSeq names its product C-X-C motif chemokine 10-like. Bases 22 to 435 code for a protein of 137 amino acids. Gene Ontology annotation, molecular function: chemokine activity; CXCR chemokine receptor binding. Gene Ontology annotation, cellular component: extracellular region. The transcript has 4 exons. Lineage: Eukaryota; Metazoa; Chordata; Actinopteri; Perciformes; Cyclopteridae. Gene Ontology annotation, biological process: neutrophil chemotaxis; antimicrobial humoral immune response mediated by antimicrobial peptide; chemokine-mediated signaling pathway. The record is from RefSeq and is a predicted model, not a curated record.
AACACUCAGCUCAUCUCCACAAUGAAGCUUUGUCCUCAGGCAGUCUGUGAGCUCGGCUUCUUGAGUCUCUGCUUUGUACUGAUCACAGUGAGAGAGUCAGACAGCACGUUUGUCCCGGGAAGAUGUUUGUGUCCACACACGCAGUCGGGCGUCAGAGGUCAACUGAAAGCGCUCACAGUCUACCCACAAAGCCCCAGCUGUGACAGAGUCACAGUGAUAGUGACAAUGAAGAGUACCAAUGAUCCACUGUGUCUGAAUCCAGAGGCGCCGAUGGGCAAACAACUGAUUCGCUGCUGGAAGAGAGCUCAAAAGUUGGGUCGUGAUGUAACGCUUUGCCUGAAGAGGAGGAGGAGGGGGAGAGGUCGUCAGCGCCAGCGCCCUCAACAGAGGAGCCGGGGCCUCAAAAGCAGAGCCUCAUCCUCUAAUUCCCAAUAGUCAACCAGCCGAACAAAUGGCACGGAGCUACUGCACGUAAAGAAGUGUGUACACAUGCUGUUCUUUGCCACAGGACUCCAGGUUACCAGAGGCAGUUUAAAAUAAACAGCACACUACCACUUUUCUUUCUAUAAAUGUCACGCAGCUCAGACAUCAAGAUCCCCUAAACUGUUGUCUGAGCUGUUAAUCAAACUUUCUUUGGAGGCCAGCAGCAGGGGGCUUUACUUUACCUGUGCAAAUGACUGAUGCUAUGUUGAAAACUGAGCCCUGGAGGCUUGUCAUAAAUGUUAACAGUUUUAGUUUUAAAGUACUAAAUGGUCCAUGUACUGUUUAUGUGUAAAUCUGUGUAUGCAGCUGGAAAAGCUAACUGAAAAGACUGAGUUGGUUAUUUAUUUUUAUAUCAAUAUGAGCAUUUUUCAGA